GAGCCUUGAGAAUAUGCUGAUCAACAAAAAAACACAACCUCUAACUUACGUCAAUUUGACCAACUUUCUCAUUCGCACACUUUUCCAUGUACAGGAGGAGGACCAACUCAAAUCCUGAGUGGGUUGGAUCAUGCAUCACUGAGGAGGAACAUCAGAAAAAACGGAAAGUAGUUAAUUACCUAAGUUUUGGAAGUAGAUGCAAAGUUAUGGACAUCACUAACUAUGAAGAUACUGCUUCUAGAAACCAAGGUACUGAAAACGUAGAACGAAGCAGACGCACGUCGACGUCGCAUAUUUCAAGGACAUAUCACAAACCACGUGAAAACUGCACAAUAAGUUAAAGGUGGAAGUUGGCUGGCAAAAAUGUAUUGGUAGUUAGAAGCAAGAAAAUUUUAUUUAAACAAAAAAUAAGUAAGAUAAAAGGAUAAGAACCGGAUUUCUUGGGCUUCAUUAUCUAGCUCAAUAAAAAAAGUGUGCAGUGCAGAAUAUCAAAGAUAGCUUUAUUAAGCUAAUGACACAUGAAAUGCAUUUAUAUACAAGUUUUGGCAGAAUAAGCUUAAAUAAUUUCUUUACAAUAUAAUACUUCAGCCGCAUAGCUUAGUGCUUUAAUCAUUUACCACGUACACAAAGCUAGUAAUGAUCUAAACGAAUAAUCUGUUCUAUCAUUGUAUAAUAAAAAGUAUUUCUGAGGGAUGCGAACGGCAUUGAGGGGUAUUUUUGGAUAUUAGCCGAUUAUUUCGAUAAAUCUAAAAGAACUUGGCUAAAAACUAAGCUCAGCCUAAAAAAGUAUCAAAAGAUAACGAGGCUACGAAGAAAUAAUAUCAAAGUUUGGUGCUAAUCAUAUUUUAUACAAAAAAGAACAAAAAGGAACAUAACGAAACUUUCGUUACGUUCCUUUUUGUUUCUUUCGAUAUAAAACCUUGAAGAAACACAAUUUUGACAA
This is a messenger RNA of Belonocnema kinseyi, 943 nucleotides long. RefSeq lists its product as uncharacterized. Lineage: Eukaryota; Metazoa; Arthropoda; Insecta; Hymenoptera; Cynipidae. The record is from RefSeq and is a predicted model, not a curated record. The coding region runs from base 87 to 341 and encodes 84 amino acids. The transcript is spliced from 2 exons.